This is a messenger RNA of Pecten maximus, 5759 nucleotides long. RefSeq names its product DNA-directed RNA polymerase I subunit RPA1-like. Gene Ontology annotation, biological process: DNA-templated transcription. Gene Ontology annotation, molecular function: DNA binding; DNA-directed RNA polymerase activity. The transcript has 35 exons. The coding region runs from base 150 to 5267 and encodes 1705 amino acids. Gene Ontology annotation, cellular component: RNA polymerase I complex. NCBI's taxonomy places the organism in Eukaryota, Metazoa, Mollusca, Bivalvia, Pectinida, Pectinidae. The record is from RefSeq and is a predicted model, not a curated record.
UGUUAUGAUCAAUAAAGCGUUUGAAUCGGACGCGUGCUCAGUGUAAAUUAUCUACAUAGAUUAUGAUGGUUUCUGUCACCCCACGUGUUUCGUGUUUGGGAAAUGAAUAACGAAAGCUGGAUGGAUGAUUAAAACGUUUUAUUGUUAAAAUGGACACAGAUAUUGCAGUGCAGAGGCUAGAGAGUCUGGACUUCCGCUUCUAUCUAGAGUCGGAGAUCGAGAACCUCAGUGUAAAGGAAAUAACCAAUGCUCAGACAUUUGAUUCACUUGCCCAUCCAUGCUCUGGUGGACUCUAUGAUUCUGCUCUUGGACCAACAGAUAGAGAUGAUGUUUGUGGAACAUGUGGACAAAACUUUGUCCAUUGUCCUGGUCACAUGGGUCAUAUAGUGCUACCCCUUCCUGUGUACAAUCCAGUCUACUUCUCCACUCUCUACCAGAUUCUCCGUGGCUCCUGCUUUAGCUGUCAUCGUCUGACCGUCGCUUCACUAUCCGCAAUUUUAUUUGUGAAGAAGAUGGAUCUGUUGAAUCAUGGCCUGUUGGCAGCUGCUGGAGAACUUGAAGAGUUUGUAGCCAACCAAGCAGAAGAGCUGGGGAGAAAUGCUGCUGCAGAGGAAGUGAUUAACAGUAACAUUGAAAACAAGAUGAAGACAUGGCUAUCAGAAACGGGAAAACUUGAAGAAAUUUCUACUGUGAAAAAUGUUGAAGCAUUCAAAAAUACGGAAAUCAGUAAUUUCAUUCGUAGCAAGCUGAUGUUGACAUCAAUUUCUUGCCCUCAUUGUAAAAGCAAGAAAAGGCAAAUCAAGCAAGAAAACAAUGUGAAAUUUUUACUGUCUGGGAAAAGAAAAGAAAAAAUUGCAGUUAAGAAGUCCACUGGAAGUUCAGUGUCUAAGAAUGAUGAGGAGGAUAUCUCAAUGGAAAUGAACACCACACUGCCGGAGGAGGAGGAGGAAGACCGGAGCAGCCUCACAUUUGACAGUAUAGAACAGACAUAUAUAUCCCCUAGCCAAGCCCGAGAUCACCUGCGUCUGUUGUGGAAGCAAGAUAGAGUCAUCCUGAAGAACCUUUUUCACUCUUUGGCCAAGGCUGCCGAUGAUUCACCCGACAUUUUCUUCCUGCAGGUCAUUCCUGUACCCCCAUCAAGAUUUAGGCCGAUCUCCAUGAUGAAUGGCAGGAAAUUUGAAAAUCCUCAGACUGCCAACCUCUGCAGCCUGCUUGUGGAUGCCUCUCAUAUGAGACAGCUGUUGGAGGUUAUUGAGAAAAAGAAAAAUAAAGAAGGUGAAAAUGUGGAAGAAGAACUCACCAAGGGUGUUUUAUCUCAGAUCAGUGGUAGUACAUUGAUGGAGAAGCUACAAAGCUGCUGGAUACAGAUGCAGAACCAUGCCAACUCAGUCUUAGACUGUGACCUUGACAAACUGGCCAAGGACAAAUUUCCAGGUGUUAAACAGUUGUUAGAGAAAAAGGAAGGCCUGUUCAGAAAAAACAUGAUGGGAAAGCGAGUGAAUUAUGCUGCGAGAUCAGUCAUCUCUCCAGAUCCAUGUAUCAACACAAAUGAAAUUGGUGUUCCCGAAGUUUUCGCUAAGAAGUUGACAUACGCUCAGCCUGUUACACCGUGGAAUAUCCAAGAGCUGCGCCAGAUGGUGAUCAACGGGCCUAAUGUCCAUCCAGGGGCUUGUUUUGUCAUGAAUGAAGAUGGCUUUAAGACCAUGCUCAGUGCCAAGGAUCAAACACAGAGAGAAGCUGUUGCUAAGCAACUUCUCACUCCUGGAGCUAAUCAUCUCGGGCAGGAAACAGUAUAUCGUCACUUAAAGAAUGGAGAUGUGAUGUUACUGAACCGCCAGCCAACCCUUCACCGUCCCAGUAUCCAGGCACACAAGGUGAGAGUGUUACCUGGUGAGAAGACUUUGAGACUCCACUACGCCAACUGUAAGGCCUAUAAUGCUGACUUUGAUGGUGAUGAAAUGAACGCACAUUUUCCACAGAAUGAAUUGGCAAGGGCAGAGGCUUACACAAUAGCCAGUACAGACUUCCAGUACCUAGUCCCUAAGGAUGGCACACCUUUAGCUGGACUUAUACAGGACCACAUGGUAUCAGGGGUCAACCUCACACUCCGAGGCCGCUUCUUUACCAGACAAGAAUACUGCCAGCUAGUGUUCUCAGCCUUAGUAGACAAGAAAGGACCAGUGAAGACAAUACCGCCCUCAAUCAUCAAACCCUGUAAACUGUGGUCGGGAAAACAGGUUCUUUCCACAAUUAUUUUGAACACAAUACCAGUUGGUGCGGCAGCCCUAAACUUAACUGGCAAAUCUAAGAUUGCUGAGAAGAGCUGGUUAACCUCUGAACCUGACAUGGACCUGCCGAAGGAGGUUGCGGAGGAGAUGGGUGAGAGCUGGGUGAUUAUUCGUGGUGGAGAACUUCUUUGUGGUGUACUGGAUAAGGGUCACUAUGGGCCAACAUGUUACGGACUUGUCCACUGCUCUUAUGAGCUGUAUGGUGGUGGUAUAGCAGGAAAGCUGUUGACCUAUUUUGGACGUUUGUUCACCAACUUCCUGCAAAUCUUCCGAGGAUUCACCCUAGGGGUAGAAGAUAUCCUGGUUACGACACCUGCAGAUAAGAAGAGGUCACAAGCUAUCAAAGACUCUACACACUGCGGAGACGAUUCUGCAAAGGAGGCUUUGACAUUGGAUAAAGAUGCUGACUCAGCAAGUCUGUUGAGGGCAAUGAAGAAAGCCCACUUUAGUUCAGACGAUGUCGAGUUACAGAUGCUGGACCACAGCACAAAGACACGGACUGAUGAGGUUCAAAAUGCCAUUGUUAAAGCCUGUAUGCCUAAAGGAUUAGAAAAAAUAUUUCCGCAGAAUAAUCUACAACUGAUGGUCCAGUCUGGAGCAAAAGGUUCCUCUGUGAACUGCAUGCAGAUAUCCUGUCUGCUUGGCCAGAUAGAGUUGGAGGGACGGCGUCCCAGACCAAUGAUGAGUGGGAAGACCUUGCCGUCAUUCAUGGCAUAUGACACAUCUCCUCGUGCUGGAGGGUUCGUAUCUGGACGUUUCCUCACUGGAAUCAGGCCUCAGGAGUACUUCUUCCAUUGUAUGGCUGGGCGUGAGGGUCUCAUUGAUACAGCUGUGAAGACAAGUCGGAGUGGGUACCUACAGAGGUGUCUAGUUAAACAUUUGGAGGGGGUGUUUGUUAACUAUGACCUGACGGUGAGAGACAGUGAUGGCAGUGUUAUCCAGUUUUACUAUGGUGAGGAUGGACUCGACAUAUCAAAGACUGGGUUUAUUACCCCCAAGAUGUACCCUUUCCUCCUAGACAACCGGUCGGUACUAACAACACACAACAAUGACCACAGCCAUGUCGAUGACAAAAGUGUACGAAAGUGGACCAAAAAGAUAAUGAAAUGGAGGAAACAUGCCAAAAAGAAAAAUUCAGUAAGUGAGAGAAAUUCUGGAUUUCUGAACUUCUGCAAAAAGUCCAAGUUACCUGGAUCACACGACAAGAAUUUGGAUAAAAAUGGACGUACUUCUGGGGCUUGUCUGAUGUGUAAUGAAUGGAGAGCAUUGGAUGACAAGGCAAAGCAAAAAUUUACCAAGUUGUCAGGGCGGUGUCCAGAUCCCGCUACAGCCAUCUAUUUUCCCUACCAACAAGGCGGCGUCUUCUCGGAGAAGUUUGAGUCAAUGGUAAAGAACUUCUCAACCAAUGAACUGAAAAAGGUAGUGAAGGAUGAGUCUAUAGGGCCAGCAGAGUUCAACGCUUUGAUGAGGAAAAAGAUGAUGAAGUCUUUGGUAGAACCUGGCGAGUCGGUGGGGGCCCUUUGCGCUCAGUCUAUUGGGGAGCCCUCCACUCAGAUGACUUUGAAUACAUUCCACUUUGCUGGACGAGGUGAGAUGAAUGUCACUUUGGGAAUCCCACGUCUACGUGAGAUACUUAUGAUAGCCAGCGCCAAUAUAAAGACACCUGCCAUGGACAUCCCAGUGUUCCCCACUCCUCAGGCACGACAGACUGCCAAGACUAUACAGACACUCUUCAACAAGGUUACCCUAGGGGAGGUGCUUGAAGACAUCAAUAUAACAGAAUACACACUCAUCAAAGGCAGAUCCCUGGCCCAGAGGAAGCGUGUGUUUGACAUUCGUUUCAAGUUCCUGCCCUACCGACUGUACAGAGAACGCCUGGGAGUGACUCCAGCCUCCAUCCUAGCCUUCGUAGAGAAGACCUAUAUAAAGAGAAUCAUUAUUCUCCUCAAGAGAAAAAUGAAUGAGGGUAUAAGGAAAAGCAGAGUGUUGACAUCUGGGAAGUUACUGAAAAAAAACCUUCCAGACGAGGAUGCAGAGGAUACCUCUAAAGUAGACAAUACCGGUGAUCAGGGAGACUCGGAUCUGGAGGACACGACCGAGGAAAGUAAUGCAGUGGCUGACAAAGAAAAACAAAGACAUGACGAAGAGAAAGAAUAUGAUGAGGAUAUCAAUGAAGAGGAUGCACAGCCCGAGGAAUUAGAGGAGCAAGUUUCCAUGGAUGAGGACAGUGAUGAUGAGACGGGCUCCUCUGCCGAGGAUGACAUGGGUACAAUGGAAGGUGGGGAAGGCAACCAAACUACAGACAAGAUGACAGCCAGCAUGAGAAUAAAUACUGUCCUGAAGUCAGCAAAUGUUGAUGACUAUCAAUUCGACCAAAAAAGGCAAGAAUGGUGUCAAGUUAAGCUCCAGUUUAAUAUACAGAAUAGUAAAGUGGACAUUUCAUCACUGCUGGAGGCAGACGCCAAAUCAACCAUUGUCCACCAGAUUCCAGGCAUCAACAAAUGUUUCUUAACUGAACAGAUGGGAGCAGAGCGGCGAGAACUCCAUCUAAAGACAGACGGCAUAAACAUACAGGAACUAUACAAGUAUGCAGAUAUAUUGGACAUCUCUCAGCUCUACACUAAUGACAUCCAUGCUAUGGCCGAGACAUAUGGAAUUGAGGCUGCCUCAAGGGUCAUUGUCAAGGAAAUACAGAAUGUGUUUGGAGCCUAUGGUAUUGAGGUUGACUAUCGCCACCUGUGCCUUCUGGCUGACUAUAUGACCUUUGAGGGAUCCUAUAAACCAUUCAACAGGAAAGCUAUAGAGACGAGCAGUUCACCAUUACAGAAGAUGUCAUUCGAGACUACCAUGCAUUUUCUUGUGAAGGCCAGUAUCCAUGGCAAUAAGGAUCACCUGCGAAACCCAUCAUCUCAACUGGUAGCCGGGAGACUGGUGUCAUGUGGCACAGGAACAUUUGAUAUCUUACAACCCUUCUGUUGACAAAAUUUAACCCCCAGCUUAGGAACUGUUAAGAUUUGUGUUCAAGACCAUUGUUAAGUUUGAAUGAUGUAUAAUUACAUCAUAUUCAUUGGACUGGUUUGAAUUGUUCGUCCUUAAUAUGAGAAUGUGUAUGAAAUAUAUUGUAUACUUAAGCAACAAUAAACUAUUCUCAAAGGAAUAUUGUUUUAUUUAUGUCACUUUGCUCAGCAUUGAACUCUUUUUCAAAUGACUUCAGAAUAACCAAGGUAUCCAGGAACACACAUGGAUGAACAAAGGAUUAAAAAUACUUAUACCAUGAUAAUACCAUUGUCUACCUAAAGGUCACUGGGAUCAUAUGUGUAAAUUUAUUUCAAUGGCACAAGGAAGCAUGAUAUUUGGCCAAACACAUAUUGAAAUGAAUGACAUUGACUUACUUCCAAGUUCACUGGGAUCAAAUAGUCUACAAAAAAAAAAAAACAAUAAAAAAGAACUUUUGGAUCAUAUUUUCCAAAA